This is a messenger RNA of Pelmatolapia mariae (spotted tilapia), 1495 nucleotides long. RefSeq names its product GATA zinc finger domain-containing protein 10-like. Lineage: Eukaryota; Metazoa; Chordata; Actinopteri; Cichliformes; Cichlidae. The coding region runs from base 1 to 1398 and encodes 465 amino acids. The record is from RefSeq and is a predicted model, not a curated record. The transcript is spliced from 2 exons.
AUGAAAUCAUCCUGUAGCCUGGCCGCCCUGUCAAAGAGCGACUGGUCUCUCAACACAGACUCAGAGAGUGAUGCUCAGACAGACUUCAUCUGGCCCUCAAGAAUCCGAGUAAGGGAACGAUUUUCCAGGGAUGAAACUGUCAAGAGGCCUCCUGACUGCAGUCCUGAUAGGCACCAGGAUAACAGACACCGUAUUCAAGGGAGCACAGCUCAAUAUACGCGACAGCAUUCAGAACCCACCCAGCAAAGGACAGUUCCCCAGCCUCAGCACAGCCCAGGCCACCAUCCGAUCCAUGGGCAAACACCCUACCCUACUUCGAACUCCGACUACCAACACUCUGGCCCUGCUAUGGACUCUCAGCCCUAUUUGGCCAUGAUUCCAUUAGAGCCAAGUGCCAAACCUUCUGAACCCCCUGAAGUACAACCACGAAGAAGAGUUAGUUCUGACCAAAUCUAUGCUGCCCACAGGGAGGCACGAUUGGAAGUGAGGCAAGCCCUAAAGGAAGAAGCCCAAACAGAGGGCCUGUUAAAGAGCAGGAAAGCUGUGUUGCCCUCAGAGAUACGGCGAAGGGAAAGGAGUGUGGAUGACACACAUAGGGGACGACAUGAAGAUGCAGACUGGCAGAACAAAAGUCCAGAACGAAGGAGGGCAAGUCGAGGUGAGGAAGACUGGGAUCGGGAGAGACCAAGGGAGAGAAAUGUUGAAAGGAUCAGAGAAUGGAGGAGAGAGCUUGGUCAUGACGGCCUAGAGGAAAGAGCAUUUAGAUCAUCGCAGCCUAGACAGCAUCAAUCCUCUGACCCUUUAUGCUAUCAAGAGCCCCAAAUUCAGCAAGCAGGGCCUCUAAUGCAUCAGCAGCACAACAGACAACAUGCUGCACAACUUCAACAACAAGACCCGCAACUGCAACAUCAGUAUGACCAUGCGAGACAGCCAGCGGAGAGUCAAAGACAACAACAGACUCAAAGAGAGCAGGAGUUGGAGCUACAAAGACAUAAGACUGUACGUCAACAGCAAGACUCCCAGGAGAAACAACAUCCCCAAAUACACCAAGAGUCUGAGCAUCACAGGCAGCAGCAGCAGGCUCCAUCUGGGCACCAGAGGCUUAACUCAGCCUACCUCCAGAAGGGCUCCUCUUUGCCUCAGGCCAGACACAGAAGCAUGGAGAUGAGUGGAGGGUCCAAACUCAAGACACGAACCCGCUCCAUGUCAGAUAUAGGUAUAAGCCAGCAUUCUGUCCUGUAUGGUAUGGACAGGACAGGCGUCAGCAGAGAGGCAUCCAGGACCGGCCAUGCACCAGGAAUGGCUAACGGGGAGACGGGCACCCUGGACACAAGGGUGUCAGUGGCACAGCUGCGACACUCUUAUCUGGAAAAUGCAAACCGGAAACCAGAAUUGUAGGUCCACUGAGCAUGGGCUCUGUGUUGCAUCGCUAAAUAACUGUCUAACAGUGCAUUAAUAAGCUGGUGCAGAUAAAUAAUACAGUGGCAAUCUGAGA